UUAUAUAGUGGCCCCUGAAAGUCCAUACAGCCACGAAGCAUCAUAACGACUAUUCAGCUGACCACUCUUCUUCCUUGUCCCUCUUUCUCCUUAACUAUUUAUUUCUCCUCCAUUAAUAUACUAAUCUCAAUCUCAAUCUCAAUUGUGUGUGCCGACCAUUUCUUCCUCCCAUACCCCCACCGCCCACCCCUCUAUCCACCCCACCCCACCCCACCCCACCUCUCAAUCUAUAUAUAUAGUCACAGUAAUACAAUUGUUCCACCAUGUUUCACUUGCCACCGCUUUCUUGAAACUAGUUUUUCCUGUGUGUGAAUCUCCAAGCUCGUCACACCACAUACUCAUCCCACCAAAGGCUCUGAUACCAGUUGUUGGACUCAGCCAGCUCAAUAAAAAAAAAAAAAGCAUUAAGCUAUGAGGAAAAACAGAGGAUUUAAAAUUGGUCGGAAGCUGGUGAGAGUAUUCAGUUGGUUAAUUCACCGCAGAAAAAAUGGUAGUAUGAGAAACAAGCGGUUAAAUUGUGCGAGUAGAGCCAUAUCAAAGUUAUGCAAAUUGGGACGUUUGGUUAAGCAUGGAGCAAAAGUACUCUGUUUCGGGAAGCCCAAUUCGGGUUACAUCCGGGUCGGACAAGAACCGGUUGACCCGAAGAUGGUGGUCGUACCGAAGGGACACUUGGCUGUGUACGUGGGUGAGAAGGAAGAUGACACGUGUAGAAUUGUUGUGCCAGUGAUAUACUUUAAUCACCCUCUAUUUGCUGAAUUGUUGAGGGAAGCAGAAAUGGUUUAUGGGUAUAAUCAUUCGGGUGGGAUCCAAAUACCAUGUCGGAUAUCCGAAUUCGAGAACGUUAAAUCAAGAAUCGCCGCCACGGGUGGUGGUGGGAGCUGCCGUGGAGAGCUGAGGUGGAGGCAGAAUUAGUUGUUGGAGAAAAUUGUAACGUGCAAUGGCACAACCCUCCAUCCAUAAUGUUGUGUUGGAGAGGUUUAGUUUAUGUCAGUUUUUUUCUUUUCUUUUUACACUAUAUUUUAAAACGUUUGUUCGGUGCACUAAACUCACGUUACGUGCAAGAUUGUGAACGUUAUGGAGUCAGAUGAGCUGUGGAUGAGUCAUUUGGAGAAAAUUGUAACCUGCAAUGGCACAACCCUCCAUCCAUGUUGUGUUGGGGAGGUUUAGUUUAUGUUAGUUUUAUUAUUAUUAUAAUUAAAUUUGGGAAAGGUCAAAAAAGUAUGCAGUAAUCUCAAAUGUUUGUGCUCUGUGGGUGAGAAGGUAUCUUGUACAAAUUUUUGUGAACCUUCUAGCUCAAUUCUCAAAUGAAAUGCAGCAUUUUAUAUUGAAAUAUCAUUGGAUGUUAUAUUUCUCUUC
Molecule: messenger RNA, 1356 nt
Organism: Capsicum annuum
Lineage: Eukaryota; Viridiplantae; Streptophyta; Magnoliopsida; Solanales; Solanaceae
Product: auxin-responsive protein SAUR36
Exons: 1
Coding region: 412-912 (166 amino acids)
Biological process (GO): response to auxin
Source: RefSeq, a predicted model, not a curated record